AUGGAGGGCAAGUAUGAAUCAGUUGAGGAAGCAAUCACAACUAUAAAAUUCUGGUUGCAGCAGAUGGCCUCUUCCAUAAAUAAGGUUAAGGUUCUUUCUUCUCAUGAUGCUAGAAUUUUGUCUAAUUUGAAUAUUCCAUGUGUGAUGGGGUGGCAAAGGCAAACUCGUAUGAUCACUUGGAGGAAGCCUAUAUCAGGUAGGGUAAAACUUAAUGUGAAUGGUUGUAGUUUUUGGAAACCUGGUCCAUCGGGUUGUGGUGGUGUUAUUAGGGAUGAGUUUGGGAUGGUUAUGGCUGGUUUUACAUCUCAAUUAGGGGAGACUACUAAUACAGAAGCUGAGUUGAGGGCUAUUAUUGAAGGGUUGAAGGUAUACCAACAACUUGGGGCUUGUGCUCUGGAAUUUGAAUGUGAUUCUCUAAUUAUUGUUAAUUGGCUAAAAAAACCGGAAGGUAAUCAAGUGGCAGAUUCUUUGGCAAAAUUAGGUGCAAAAGGUCAUACAUAG
Molecule: messenger RNA, 501 nt
Organism: Fraxinus pennsylvanica
Lineage: Eukaryota; Viridiplantae; Streptophyta; Magnoliopsida; Lamiales; Oleaceae
Source: the annotation of a GenBank genome assembly